GUCCAGACUCCUGGUCCUCAUUUUCUGUGAAUCCAUCUCAGAAUAGCCAUUUGAUCCUUCCUGCGCUGACCAAGGCCGCGCCCUCCUUCGCUUCCCUCGCUUCGGUCGCUUCUUCGCUUCUUUUUGCACCCUCUGUGCCCUCCCACGCUCUUGAUCUCCUUUCAGUCUCUGCUCUCCCACCACCCCCCCCCCUGCCCACCCCCAAAUUUUAUUUGACUUGCCGUCGCUCAUAUCCACCCUCGAACUCUUCCCCCCCCAUCUGCAAACAAAGACACACAAAAAGUGGGGUUGACCUUUUUGACUCUCCAGCAGAGUUUCCAGCAAAAAAGCCCAUCCCCCCCUCCCCCCCUCGCCCUUGUGGUUUCUUCCAUCCCACAGCUACAUACCUGGGCGAGUUGGUUACUUUGGAUACCUGGAUACCUUAAUUCCCUUGAUCCCUUGAUCUCCCGAAUUGACCGGUCCCGCAACCGUUCCUCCGUAUCUCUGGUAAUCAACCACAGCUCCGACCGCGCUUUGUCAGGCUUGGGUUCACAUGUCCCAUGUGUGAGACAAAACCCUCCCCAGGUCCUCUUGACGUGUCACCCUGGACCAAAACUCCAUCAUCGCCCUCAUUACGACGCCCUCCCUCACCGACUUCACCCUGCGACGUCUCCAUAAUCCACAAUUUUCACACGCACGCAGCGCUGUCGGGUUGUUGACGAUUCUGGCAAGCUCUCCAUCCGCCCGUCUCCGUCUAAGCCCGCCACGAAUCGCCAUCUCAUUCGAACGGCUGCCCCUCCCGUCGAUUGCCCGUGUCGUCUUGGUUUCCUGGCCUUGCGCAAAAACACCACACAAACGCGCAGAAGGACACAAGAUCUCGUGAAAUUCCCCCGUCGGUUUCGCCUCAGCUUUGUCUCCUUUGGGCCAUUUCCCCGACCCUAAGAUCUGGAACCCGGAUUUGCAUCCAUGUGUUGUCACCAAGUGUCUUCGCUCCCCUCCCGGUGACCGGUCUUGGUGUGCUGGUUCUUUUUAUUUCCCCAGAGAUCGGGGGAACAAAAAAUCACCACGCAGAAGACAGGAGAGGAUAGGGGGUUCUUUACUACCAUGUACAGAAAUUCGGCGCAGCUAAAGUGCAUCAAAAGCAUUCCGCCCAACGCCCUCCCUUCGCCCGACAACACAAGCGACUCUGAUUCGGAAAUCCUCGAUGCUCUCGACCAGAAGAGGAGGCAGUUGGACGAGGAGGUCGCCAGGUUCAAGGCGGCAAAGGACCGCGAGUUUCGCGAGUUUGAGAAGCAGCUGUGGAUUAACAAGAAGAGGUCGCGCGCGGGUGCCAACAGUGCUUCCGAGGGUACGCCCACCAAGGCUUCAUCGACCCCUUCGGCGGCGACGUCUGCCUUGAAUCUGCUGGCCUCGACGCAAAAUGGUUCUGUGAAUGGCUGGCCUGGCUACAAGGCCAGAAGAGAUGGGGUGGUGGGUGACAAGAUCGUCAGAAGACCGGCACCGCUCAGUGGCCCGACGCUGUCCUUGGAAAAGUUGAACAUUGCGGGCGAAACCACGCCACCUUUGCAUAACCUGGGGACGCCGCCCACGCCCACGCUCUUAACUCGGGCAAGGUCCCGUUCUCCCACAAGUGCAGCGGCACGGCCGACAACACCGCCGCCCGCACAGUUAAAGAGGGACCUUGAACCCGCGUCCACUCCUACACCUGCGAAAGACCAAUCCGACCCCUUUGCUGGUGUCUUCACGCCCAUGUACCUGCCCCUGUUGGAGUCAAGCGAUCGCACUCCGAUCGUGCGGAGUCCGCAGCCUAUGACUGCUGCGGAAGAGGAAGCGAAAAGACUGCAGCUGGACGCCGAGUCCAAGGACCGCGCGGAGCAACAGUUGAAACAGCAAGCACGCUCGUCCCAAUCGCUACCGCCACAACCGGUCUCCCCAACCGUUCUCGCGACGAAGCGCGCCCAAUCGACGUCCAUUCUGCCGAGUGCAAGCCUCCCCAGUGCAUUAAGGACUGCCAGUGGCGGAGGAAGGAGGCGGAAGCACGUGAUGUUCCAGCUGGCGGACCUCAAAGUCGUCGACCCGAGUAGCAGUUACGAAGAAGGCCCGAGUCCGGAGUUGGAGCCCGAGAAGGAUGGGAAUGGAGACGCUCAACAGCGGGGUCUUGGGGUUAGCAGUGAAGCUAACGGUGAGCAGGACAAGGGAAGUCCCGGACUACUGGGUGAAAAGGAGAGGCGUCGAGGAAGGGGGAGAGGAGGCCGCUUCAUCUCGCCCAUCCCUUCGCCGCUGGCGAGUCCAAACCCGAGCCCAUCUCCGUCCCCGGCCCUCAAUGGAAGCUCGCCGUCGCCGUCGCCCUUGCAAUCCCCGCGCUUGAUCUCAUCACCAGACGAGUCUGGGUUUUCCGGCGGCCUGGUCGGCGCGGUUGACGGAGGCAGCGGCGUCGGGUUUUUUGAGCUCGACGAAGAGCUCGCGAGUCCGGCGUUGAGGGAGGGUCAGCCGGCCGAAGCGUUUGAUCUCGAGGUCGAGGACGAGAUCAGCGAGAAGAUCGGCCGAGAUUCCGCGGAAGCCGGUGAAAAGGGACUGGGGAUCGUCCCCACGCUCCAGGUGGGGAGCGUCCCCAUCGACAUUGUGCGGCCCAGUGGCAGCUGGAUCGGGAGCUUUGGACAUUGAGCUUAUGAGACGGCGCCGGGCCUCCAAAAAACGGAACAAAAAGUAAUGGAACCGCAAAGGGAAAAAAGGACACGAAGAGAGGUGUAGUUCAGAAGGAGACCUACACCAACUCUCAAUACAGGAAACAACAUUCGGGGGGUUUGAUAUCAACAAAACCCCUCUGACCGGAGACCGGGAGCGUCCUCAACCCAUCGUUCCUCCCGGCGAUGUUUUCGGACUCCAGCAGCAUGUGUGUGCUUCCGAUACUAACGAGCAUCUUGGGGCGGCAUAUUUGGUUUUCCUUUCACCGCCGCGACUGGGGAGGGGAUCUUUACUUGGGCACCCCCUCCCCCCACGCGCGACUUCAAACUAUACACGAGUAUCUGGGUCGGCUAUUGUGAGCGAUAUUGUUCUUGUUUCGUCUUUGAUUUUUCUCGGGAUUGGGACUAGGAAUCCGCGCCCACACGGCUUUGCUCUGGCCCCUGGCCUACCAAUAGGCCACGAUAGAAAAGGGCGGACAAUCGCGGAAGAGGUAAAUGGAGGGAGGAGAGGCUAUCUGUCUAUCUGUUUGUCUGUCUGUGUUUCGUCUGUCUUUGGCCAUAUUUCGCCCACGGGCAGUCAGGCCAGUUCAAGGUGGGCGGCGGCAAAAAGUCUACCAAAAAGAUUCAUGCUUUUGCUUUGCUGUUACGUUACGCGAUGCGAUGUUUUAUGGAAAUGCUCCAGGGAUAUUUACGGGAUGGAAAUGGGGUGUUGGAAAUUGGAAUCCGUUGUACAUAAAAUCUACAUAUACAUACCCCCUACAUACUGUCCCCAGUCAACGCAGCCGCGAGCCAUGCGAAUACUAGCGAAUACUCUACGCCUGACAAUGUGGCCGGUCUGCGUCUUGUCCCUGCACGCGACAUGUGAAC
This is a messenger RNA of Cladophialophora immunda, 3530 nucleotides long. RefSeq lists its product as uncharacterized. Lineage: Eukaryota; Fungi; Ascomycota; Eurotiomycetes; Chaetothyriales; Herpotrichiellaceae. The transcript has a single exon. The coding region runs from base 1084 to 2643 and encodes 519 amino acids. The record is from RefSeq and is a predicted model, not a curated record.